GCUGCUAGUGCGUAUCGGGGUUUGACGAGCCUUGUCAUAUUGUGAGAGAGCGCCUUCCUCUUCGUCUCUCCAUUUCUUUCCAUCACCCGAUCGCAUUCUUGAGCUGUGAGACACAGGGGGGUGGGGUGGGGGAACCAGAUGGCCGAGCUUCUGCGGGUCCGAAAGAAGCAUCUCCAAACUCCGGUCAGCAGGUUAAGGUGCAUGCUGAAACAGCUCAAUGAGAGCGAUGUGGACUUCGAAGACCUGAAAAAAAACUUAGAAUACACCGCAUCCCUGCUUGAAGCGGUCUACAUCGACGAGACAAGCAGGCAGGCUCUUGACCUUAAGGAUGAGCUGCAGCAGCUUCGCUCUGACGCCGUGCCCUCGGAGGUCCGGGACUGGCUGGCCUCCACCUUCACGCAGAGACCACAGCGCCCUGCGCGGCGCUCCAGUGAGAAGCCGCGGUUUCGCAGUAUCGUCCACGCAGUGCAGGCUGGGAUAUUUGUUGAGAGGAUGUUUCAGAAGGCCUACACCACAGCUCUGCCAAACCAGCCAUCAGGAGUUAUUCAUCGUCUCCGGGACAUCAACAGGUGGAGUUUCAAUGUAUUCGCGCUGAAUUUGGCGAGUGAAGGACAUUCGCUGCAAACCUUGUUCAUGGAGCUGAUCACAAGAUAUGAGCUCGGCAGCCGGUUUAAGAUUCCCAUUUCAUACAUGCUGUCUUUCUUGUCCGCACUGGAGAAAGGAUACAGCAAACAUAGCAACCCAUACCACAGCCACACCCAUGCCGCUGAUGUCACCCAGACGCUUCACUGCCUGCUGCUCCGCACGGGACUCGUGCACUGGCUGUCUGAGCUGGAGGUCCUUGCAUCCCUGUUUGCUGCCGCCAUCCAUGACUAUGAGCACACAGGGACCACAAACAGCUUUCACAUACACACACGGUCUGACUUUGCGCUGAUCUACAAUGACCGCUCAGUACAGGAGAGCCACCACGUCAGUGCUGCCUUUCGUCUGCUGCAGGACGAGAGCAUGAACAUUUUCACCAAUCUAUCUCGUGAGGAAUGGAUGGAACUGCGAGCCUUAGUGAUAGAGAUGGUCUUGGCCACAGACAUGUCCUACCAUCUCCAGCAGGUCAAAGCCUUGAAAGCCUGCCUGCAGCAGCCAGAAGGGAUCGAGAAGCCAAAAGCACUGUCCCUGCUGCUUCACACUGCUGACAUCAGCCACCCAACGAAACCCUGGGCUCUGCACUCACGCUGGACCAAGGCGCUGAUGGAGGAGUUCUUCAGACAGGGUGACAAAGAGGAAGAACUAGGCCUCCCCCUCUCCCCUUUAUGCGAUCGCAAGAACACCUUAGUAGCUCAAUCCCAGAUAGGCUUCAUCGACUUCAUAGUUGACCCCACCUUCUCCCUGUUGACGGACAUGGCAGAAAAGAUAGUCAUCCCCUUGGUUCAAGAGCAUCCAGACCCACCAGACCCUUCCAAACGGCACAGUUCCCUGUGGAGGGAGAGCUCAAGAGGCCUUGAGUGGAAUCUCGCUCACGUCACGGCAGAGCUCGUCAGCUUCCGCUCCACUUGGAGUCGCCACUCUGAAGAAAACAAGAUGAAGUGGAAGGAAAGGGCAUGCAAUGGGCUGACAGAUCAGAGUUCCAUCGAGGAGCUGUCCUCAAGCACAGAGGACUCCACAGAGGAGCCCACCAAAGACCUCCACGAGCAAUAACACUAAACGACAGGCAGCAUCCACACGCGGAAAUCUGGCCAAACGCCAUGUACUUCGUCAAAGAAAUACUGACCAAACUGCCUUUCCGUCCUCAGGAACUGUCCAAUGGGAGUGAACACUUGGGAUCUGUGAGUUCUGAUAGGAGCAUUUCCUUAAUGUUUUAUUUUUAACACAAGCUGCCUCUUGAAUGAAAUCACAAACAGUUGCCAUUAUGAUGUCAGUUACAGGAGAUCUCUUUUAUAACACUGCAGCUCCUUACCAAAUGGGAAAAUACAUGCUGGUCAUGUUAGCUGACACCUAAGAAAGUGUUUUUAAACCAAUGUUGCUAUUUAGUCAAAUCCAUUAUUCCAUUAUUACGCUAACAUAUACUCUCAAUGGCCCUUUUAUUACAUACACCAGGGGUCACCAACAUGGUGCCCCCAAGGACCACAUGAGUCGCCCGCAGACCUGUUCUAAAAAUAGCCCAACUCACCAGUGAGCAGCGCCUAAAAUUUAAUUAUAUCCUGUUGCUAUUCUUCU
Paramormyrops kingsleyae is the source of this 2211-nucleotide messenger RNA. RefSeq names its product dual specificity calcium/calmodulin-dependent 3',5'-cyclic nucleotide phosphodiesterase 1B. Gene Ontology annotation, molecular function: 3',5'-cyclic-nucleotide phosphodiesterase activity. NCBI's taxonomy places the organism in Eukaryota, Metazoa, Chordata, Actinopteri, Osteoglossiformes, Mormyridae. The record is from RefSeq and is a predicted model, not a curated record. Gene Ontology annotation, biological process: signal transduction.